GACGUAGCGCUUUCAGCCACAUCUCUGUCGACACAGAGACCACAGUGUCUACAGUCCAUCACUGUCUCAGUCAGAGCUGCCUCCUUUGGUACAAGAUGAUCUUUCUGCUCGGUCUGCUUUGCUCCAUCUGGGGAGAACCUGCUCAGAGUCUGGAGGAGCACAGAGGUUUCAACUUUACAGAGGAUCUCCGUCAGCUCGCUGUGGGUAACAGCUCUGUUUACAUCGCUACAGAGGAGAAUCUUUACCAGCUGAGCCAUGACCUGACUCUGAUCUACAGCCUGACCCAGAGAGGGAUCUUAAAGAGAGGGGACCAACCGGAUAAAGAGGAGUUUUACAGAGACCCCAUGAAGAAGGCCUGGAACACAACUUUCAGAGUUAAUGUUUUAUUACCAUUUGUUAAGAAUGACACAUUGAUCAGCUGUGGUGUGACUGGAAACAAACUCUGUGGUUUCUGUGAAGUUCUGGACCUGAAGAACAUCAAUAAGCUGGUUUACAGUGAACACAUCCAGGUGGGACCUCAGAGGAGCAGCAGUGGGUCUGUCAGCUUUCUGGUGGAUGUGAAGAAGAAUUCAGGUCAGACUGAGACUUACAUUCUGACAGCGAUAAAGAACCAUAGAGACAAGACAGAGGAGGACAGGUGUGGGACUGAUUUAAAGACUAUCAACCUUCAAAACACCAAUCAAAACCAGUCUGGGGAAAUAUUUUCCUGGUCUGAUCAGUCAGGUGAUAAACCUGGGAUCCAAACUGAAGCUGAUGUAGAUUUUGUGGACGGAUUCCAGAUCAACUCAACAGUGUAUCUGUUCUCCAACGUGGCAUCAGGAGGUGAAACCAACAAAGUCCGUCUCAUCUGGCUUCAGGCUGAAACCAGUAAAAGUGACACUCUGAAGUCUCUUCGUGGAGCGACUCUCAGUUCCUCUGGAGGUGAAGGCAGCAGACUGCUGGCCUCCUCGGUCGUCCCAGGUGGUCAGCAGGUCCUGUGGAGUGGAGUGUUCAGUGUGGAUAAAGGAGGAGAAAACACUGAGCUGCUGCUGUUUGACAUCAGUCCUGAUCUCAGCAGGGAGAUGAAUAAAGAUCCAGACUUUUAUACAUCAGUGAACAAGCCAAACAACCCAUCAGUUCGGCUCCUGAAACCAAAGGUUGUGCUUUUGAAGCAGAACUUCAUGAGUUCUGUUCUGGCUGUCAGGCUGAACAACUGGAUGGUUUUCUUCAUUGGAACAGCAGAUGGACAGCUCAUCAAGCUUUCUGUGGACAGGAAGUACCAGCCCUCCUGUCCACAGAUCCUCCUCAGAACCAGUGGAGACAACAAAGUGUUUCCAAAUCUCCAACUGGAUCCAGUGGAUCACAAACAUCUCUAUGUGCCGUUUAAAAACCAGGUUCAACGUGUUCCAGUGUCAAACUGCAGAACUUACCAAAAUGUGAAGGGUUGUCUUUCUGCCCAGGAUCCAUUCUGUGUCUGGUGUGUCUCUGAGAAAAGCUGCUCAUUCAAAGACGACUGCAGAGGUUCAGAGAGGCUGUCCAUCCCUGAUGAAUCCAAGCAGGAAAUAGUUUCUCACAGAUUUCUGAAGGACUCCACAGGAGAGAUGAAAAUAAUCAUCCAAUCACACCUGACUAUAGAGAAGAAGGUUCAGUCUAACUUCACCUGUGAUUUCUCUACAACCUCCACCCAGCUUUGUAAAAAACAAGGACCAAAACCACAGUACCCACAAUGCACCUGCAUUCUCAAUGACCCCUUACCUGCUGAUGGUCUUGACGUUACCAUGACGAUCAGACUUGGAGACACAUCUCUGUCAGAAAAAAUAAAGAUGAUCAACUGUUCCAGUAUCCAGGGGCAACCAAGUUUUCACCUGUGUCAGCGGUGCAUCAGAGCAGGAUGUGGAUGGAGACAGAACAGCUGCUCCUGGGCCUCUGAUGCAGUCAGCAACGACAUUUGUACAAACAUUGAGCAGUUUGGGAGGAACUUUUCUGAACCAGAGAUCUUCUCCGUCUCUCCCAGUGUUGUGUCUUUCUAUGGCAGAAAUCAGGCUGUGCUGUCGGGUCGUAACCUCAGAGAUGUGACCAGAGUCAGGAUUAAAGCUGACCUGGACUGUGACCCAAAGGAAUCUCCUGUGUUAAGCAACAAUGGCUCCAGUCUGACCUUCCACAUUCCCAGCACAGAAGCUAAAGGCCUGGUCAAAGUCUGUGUUCUCCUGCCAGAUGGAAGUUGCCACGGCAACUUCACAGUUACUUACCAGACAUCACCAGCCUGCACUGAUAUUACACCAAGCAGCAGCUGGAGAAGUGGGGGCAGGAAGGUCACUAUUUCUGGGACUCACCUGAAUUUGGUGGAGGGGAUCACACACAGCCCCACCCUGCAGGAAGUCAUGCCUCUGAUGAGCAGCAGCUAUCAGACUCUCGUCUAUAAAACACCUGCAGCCAAAAACCCUCCGGUGUCCAGCAGCAACGUGUUUCUGAAAGUAGCCAAUAAAACAUUGGAGUGCUCUAAGGAAAUAACUUACUAUCCUGACCCAGAGUUUACCAGCUUCACAGCAGUGAAGGAGGGGAAAGAUGUCCGCAUCACUAUUCAGAAAAAGGCAGACAAGCUGCAGAUUACAGAAGCAGAGCUGUUGGUUGUGGGAAUUCAGAAUGAAGUUGAACAUUCCUGCAUCAUAAUACCUGAAGAAAUCAACAAAAUGACAGAAACCUUCAUCUGUGAGAUCAAAGACCUGCAAAGCUCUGACAUUGAUAUGAUCAAGGUAACAUAUGGAGAUGAAUCUAUAACACUGAACGCAUCAUCUCGACGUUAUUUUUUAAUACUGCUCAUCAUACUCCUGAUCCCCAUCACCCUGGUUGUGGUGUUUGUCGUCUACCGAAGACAACGGGAACAGCUCACCGUUAGGAUGAACAAGUUGAUGGAAAACCUGGAGUGUGACAUUAGGAAUGACAUCAGACAAGGAUUCAUAGAUCUGCAGACAGAAAAGGCUGACCUGAUGGAAAACGUCGGAGCCAUUCCUUUCCUGGACUACAAGCACUUUGCUUCCAGAACCUUCUUCCCUGAGAGUGAUUCUUUAAUUAAGCUGUGCAUCAAAGACAUUGGUCAGGACGUGGAGAAGGUGGAGCUGGAUCAGCACUGCCAGAAGUUCUCCAGGCUGAUCCAGGACCAGCUGUUUCUCACCACCAUGGUGCACGCGCUAGAGGAGCAGAAAAGCUUCACCGUCAAAGACAAGUGCACACUUGCGUCUCUGCUCACCGUGGCGCUUCACGGCAACCUGUCGUACCUGACGGAGGUGAUGGAGGUCCUGCUGAAGGACCUGAUGCAGAAGAACAGCGCCGCCGCUCAGCCCAAACUGCUGCUGAGGCGCACUGAGUCCACGGUGGAGAAGCUGCUGACCAACUGGGUGUCGGUCUGCCUCUACGGCUUCCUGCGGGAAAGUGUCGGGCAGCAUCUGUUCCUGUUGGUGAGCGCGCUCACACAUCAGAUCUCCAAAGGGCCGGUGGACUGCGUGACGGAGAAAGCUCUGUACACACUCAGCGAGGACUGGCUGCUGUGGCAGGCUCAGGACUUCAGCCAGCUGAAGCUGAAGGUGCUGUUCGCAGUGGGCAGUGAUGGAGAGGUGAGCGAGCCUCUGGAGGUGGACGCCCUCAGCUGCGACACCGUGGAGCAGCUCAAAGAGAAGAUCCUCAACACCUUCAAAACCAAGUUUGGCUUCGCGUAUAACACCUCGAUCAGAGAUGUCAAUGUUGAGUACGAGAGGGAUGGAUCAUUUCUUCCUCUUCAGGAGGUGGACAGAGGCUCCGAGGUGAUCGGGGACGUGACGAAGCUAAACACACUCAGGCAUUACAAGGUUAAUGAUGGGGCCACCAUAAAAGUGCUGUCAAAGAAAACUCAUCCUCCACUCAGUGCACAGGGGAGUGUGAAAGACGACGAAAACUUCACUGGAAAAUACUUCCAUUUGAUCGACCCCGAUGUGGAGGAGGACCACGGGAAGAACCCAGAGAGGAAGAAGCUGAAGCUGAAGGAAGUGUACCUGACCAAGCUGCUGUCCACCAAGGUGGCCGUUCAUUCAUACGUGGAGAAUCUCUUCAGGUCCAUCUGGGGGAUGACCCAGAACAAAGCUCCCCUCGCCAUCAAGUACUUCUUUGACUUCCUGGACGCUCAGGCAGAGAACAUGAAGAUCACCGACCCAGACGUCCGACACAUCUGGAAGACCAACAGCUUGCCGCUGCGCUUCUGGAUCAACAUCCUGAAAAACCCGCAGUUCGUGUUCGACAUGGAGAAGACGCCUCACCUGGACGGCUGCCUGUCGGUCAUCGCUCAGGCCUUCAUGGACUCCUUUUCUCUGAGCGAGAUCCAGCUAGGGAAGCACGCGCCAACCAACAAGCUGCUCUAUGCCAAAGACAUCCCCAAGUUCAAGCAGGAAGUGAAGGCUUACUAUAAGCAGAUCAGGGAGCAGCCAGCAGUGAGCGACGCUGAAUUUAAAGACUUCCUGAACGGAGAGUCCAAGAAACACGAAGGCGAGUUCAAUGAAGCUGCAGCCCUCAGAGAACUCUUCAAAUUCACACAGCGAUACUUCACAGAGAUUAAAGAGAAGCUGUCCAGUAACGGCGCCCCCGCUGAGCUGUUGGAGCAACUGCAGCAUGUCAAAGAUUUGUUUGACGAACUGAAGAGCUGCUCCUGGAACUGAGCGCUGAUGCUGAACUGAAGUGAACCACGACAGGAAGGGAGGAACGGCUUCCAAACCUAAGAUGACAAACGCUGAAGUGGCAACAUUUGUCACCUCCUGCAGCAAACAUGGAGCUGAAACUCUGUUUCAGAGAUCAGCUGCUUACAUUCAGGGAAAGUCUGUGACCAACAGAGACUGGAUCUUCUGCUCUAAUGCCUCAGAGACGAUGGAGACUGAACCCUGGGAAGUUUCAGGAGCUAAAACAGAAGUCACCUGAUGAACAGUAACAUUUAAUAUCACAUUAAGACAGAGGAAGUGUCACAAAGAGCCCUGAGUAAUUGUUCAAGUAAAAAUAAUCUGUACAUUUCA
Poecilia latipinna (sailfin molly) is the source of this 5009-nucleotide messenger RNA. RefSeq names its product plexin C1 (gene plxnc1). The record is from RefSeq and is a predicted model, not a curated record. Lineage: Eukaryota; Metazoa; Chordata; Actinopteri; Cyprinodontiformes; Poeciliidae. Gene Ontology annotation, molecular function: semaphorin receptor activity; protein binding. Gene Ontology annotation, biological process: negative regulation of cell adhesion; regulation of cell migration; semaphorin-plexin signaling pathway. Gene Ontology annotation, cellular component: plasma membrane; semaphorin receptor complex. The transcript is spliced from 31 exons. Bases 96 to 4661 code for a protein of 1521 amino acids.